Messenger RNA from Malassezia japonica, 1407 nucleotides. RefSeq lists its product as uncharacterized. The record is from RefSeq and is a predicted model, not a curated record. Lineage: Eukaryota; Fungi; Basidiomycota; Malasseziomycetes; Malasseziales; Malasseziaceae. The transcript has a single exon. Gene Ontology annotation, molecular function: triacylglycerol lipase activity. The coding region runs from base 1 to 1407 and encodes 468 amino acids. Gene Ontology annotation, biological process: lipid catabolic process.
AUGGUCCGCGCCCAACUCCCCCUUUUGACCCUUUUGAUCCUUCUUCUUUCCGUGUUCACAACUGCCUCUUCGGAGAAGAUCUCGUUCCCUGCCGGCGGACCUAAGCCCGGUGACUUCGGUUACCCCCCGGAAGGGUAUGAGGAUGAGAAGCCCGGCACUGUGCUGCGCUCGCGCGAGAUUGAGCCUGCUCACUUUGGUAUUUUCAAGGUCCAGGCUACUGCUUACCAGCUCCUCUACCGUACUUCUGGCCUUAACUCAUCCGACCCUACUGUUGCUAUCACUACGGUGAUUAUUCCCCAGACCCACGAUAGCGAUCGUCUCGUCGUUAGCGCUACUCCUGAGGAUGCCGCCUCGUACAGGUGCCGCCCCAGUGCCCUUCUUCAGAGCCAGUUCCUUCCCCAAUUCCAGAGCAUCAUCUCUCGCAUUGAGAUGGUUCUCAGCAACAUUUACCUGCAAAAGGGAUACGUUGUCACCAUCCCCGACUACGAAGGUCCGCGCAGCGCCUUCGGUGUUGGUCAGAUUGCUGGCCACGCGAUGCUUGACGCCGCACGUGCCACCAUCAACUGGAAGAAGUCGGAGCUGAACGACAACACGAAGGUUGUCGGAGUGGGCUACUCGGGUGGUGCUAUCGCUGCCGGCUGGGCCGCGCAGCUGCAACCUAGCUACGCCUCUGAACUCAACACUGUUGGUUUCAGCUUUGGUGGCACGCCCACGAACCUCACUACGCUUAUUAACCGUGCUGAUGGUGGUCCCCUUGCUGGUCUUGUUGCGCUCGGUGCUGCUGGUGUCCUCAACGGUUUCCCUGAGCUGAAGUCCACCGCCGACAAGUACUUGACCAAGGAUGGUAAGAACGCCAUCAAGUACGUCCGCACGCAGUGCGCCUUGACUGGUUCCGUGCCGUUCGCUUUCCAGACGUUGCAGGGUCCCAAGUACGUCAAGGGUGGUCUCAAGCUCCACGAUGUGCCUGGCCUUGGCAAGGUGAUAGACAGCCUCACCCUCGGUGCUGAUGAGUCCCUGACGCCUACCGCGCCCGUGUUCAUGUUCCAUGCUACGACCGAUGAGUUCGUUCCCUACGGCGCCGCCAAGACUGCGGCCAAGCAGUGGUGCAGCCGUGGUGCGAACGUAGAGUUCCUCACGGAGACGUUCACUUCGGAGCACAUUGUCGCCUACUUAGGUACUCUUACCAAGAUGAUCGACUUUAUUGCCGAUCGCUUCAGCGGUAAGAAGUUCCACGGUGGCAAGUGCAAUUUCUCCUCGAUCUCCUCGCCCCUCUUCGACCUGGAGGACGACGCCACCCUGUUGAAGGACCUGGUCGGUGCUAUCAAGACGCUUUUCGGCGAGGCUACGGACAUGUCGCUGAGCGACAUGAUGUCGACCGACAUGAAGAGCACCUCGCUGGACAUGUGA